CAAAAUCUUAUAAAUUUAAAUACAGUAAUAAAUUAUGAGUAGAAAUAAUCUUGGCCGGACCGCUGGUUUGGAAGUUUGGAUAGAAAAAGAAGCGGCAUUCAACAGAGCCUCGCACAUUAAUUACCGCCGGAGCAAUUCCAUUCUCCACCUAAUUCCACUCAUUACUACGGAAUUCUUCCAUAUUCGUUCUUAAUUAUCUUCUCCCGAAGUCAGAAAUCAUUCCCCGUUAAGCAGGUGAAGAAUCAAUACUGGUGUCGUAAAAUGAUGGUUUCCUUGAGCAAUGCGCUAGUCCUUUGUCCUCAGCAACAAUGGGACAUUGCAGCCAGAGUAGCAUUGCGCUCUUCUAAUGGCCGCUUCACGUGCUCGAGUAAAGGGUACAACCGUUUUCCAAUUCGUCUCACGCUCUCGAGUUCGAAAAGACGGGCGAGGGCCGCUGCAGAAGGGUUGUGGGAAGACCCCGACGAUGGGAGUGAUGACAGUGAGUUCGAGGAUGAUUAUGACGACAACGACGAAGAAGAAGACGAGGAAGCGGAGGAGGAUUAUAGGAGUGAUUGGGAGAACAAUGGGAAUGAUAAGGUUGUCGCUAGCAAAGCUGAAGCCUUGUCUAUGAAACAGUACGAGGAAAGUCUUGUUAGAGAUGUUGAGCACAUGUUGAGGCCGGAGGAAAUAGCAAUUUUGGAGCAGAACAAAACUCCUAACCUAGAUAUAUUGUCAACGGAGAAAUGGAAGCCUUUCCAUACCUUUGCUCUAGCUGGACAAAUAAAAUUUAUGGAUGGUCUCCUCGAGAAUGGAUAUGAUAUCGAGCUAGUUGAUAAGGGUGGGUCGACUGCGCUGCAUCUGGCAGUCAUUGGAAAGAGAGAGGCCGUCAUUAGUCAUCUCUUGAGGAAAGGAGCAAAUCCUGAAGCACGAGAUCAGGACGGUGUUACUGCCCUCCAUUAUGCUGUUCAAGUAGGGGCGAUGCAAACUGUGAAACUGUUGAUGAAGUACAAGGUUGAUGUGAACGUCGCUGAUAACGAAGGAUGGACACCAUUGCACGUGGCAAUGCAGACGAGAAACAGAUACAUAGCGAAGAUCUUGUUAGUUAAUGGCGCUGACAUAAACAGGAGGAACAAGGAUGGGAAUACGCCCCUUGAUCUUAGCUUAUGUUAUGGCAAAGAGUUCAAGACGUAUGAUCUUGCCAAAAUGUUGAAACAAGUUGCUGGUAGCAGAAAUCUCGAUUUAGGCAGAAUUGGAGUGUGAAAGAUGGAGACAUGAUGUUGCAGAAAUCUCUUUUGAAGCUUUAUGUUGCUGUCUCAUUCAUGGGAUUAAUCUUUCAUACGCCAAUGAAGAAAAUGUAUUAUAGGA
Molecule: messenger RNA, 1344 nt
Organism: Salvia hispanica
Lineage: Eukaryota; Viridiplantae; Streptophyta; Magnoliopsida; Lamiales; Lamiaceae
Gene: EMB506
Product: Ankyrin repeat family protein
Molecular function (GO): protein binding
Source: RefSeq, a predicted model, not a curated record